Molecule: messenger RNA, 2567 nt
Organism: Nycticebus coucang (slow loris)
Lineage: Eukaryota; Metazoa; Chordata; Mammalia; Primates; Lorisidae
Product: C-type lectin domain family 9 member A-like
Exons: 8
Coding region: 88-936 (282 amino acids)
Source: RefSeq, a predicted model, not a curated record
GUGAAAUAACGCUUCAUUCACCUGCCAGCAUCCUUGUGGACUCUUCUCCUUCUUGCAGACAAAGAAAUAAAAAAAAAAAUCUCCAUAAUGUCAACUGCUUUAGACUGUGAACAACCUCCAGAAAUUACAGACGACACAGAGACGAUCCCUAUUGUGGAGAUGGUACCAGCACCUGACCAUUCUCUUCCUCCUCCUUUAGAGGAUGAGUGGGAACCGAUUCCUGAAAACACCAAUGUCAAGGCUUCCUCCCACUCCUGUUCUCUACAUGGAGCAAUGUCUGUGAUCCUGGGGAUCUUCAGCUUGCUGCUCUUGAUGUUCUGUGGAUUCUUUGCUUAUCAGUAUUUUCAAAGCGUUCAGGCAUCGGAGAGCAAGAGGAAUGACCUUAAGCGAUGGAUUGAGUUUUUCCAAAACAAAGCAGAAAACUUUUUACAGGUUGAAAAAGUUCUUGACCAAAAUAAAGAAACCCUUCAGUGGCUCCAAAACCAGAAUGUUCGUGUUAUGGAGGCUCUACAAGACCUUAAGGCCCCACAGGGAGAUAGGUGUGGACCUCCUCUGAACAACUGGGUACAAUACAUGGGCCACUGCUACUACCAAACCGUGAAAACAGUUCCUUGGUUGAACUGUUCUGACCUUUGUGUUUCUUUGAAGUCAUCAUUUUUUAAGACAGAAAGGAGCAGCUUGGUGAAUAUCACGAAGUUACUCUUAGUAAGGCGGACUUGGAUUGGCCUGUAUUAUAAGAAAGACAAUAACGAAUGGAAGUGGGAGGAUGGCUCCUCUCCAUCUCCCAGCCUGGGUUUACCAGAACCAAAUGUGGAUUUCCAGGGGAAAUGUGUGUAUAUAAACGCAGACACCGUGGAUACUAAUGACUGCACAACAUCCUACUCGUGCAUGUGUGAGAAGCCUGUCUGUGCCACAAAUGCAGAAGCAGCAGCUUGAUAAAAAGUCACCUCAGUACUAUUCCGGAUUCGUGACCUGCCUGCCUUGGCUGCUAUUGUUAUGUCAUGUAAAUUGCUACUUUUCUUUCCCUGUGGUAGAAACUGAGAAAUGACUUUGUGAUGGAAAGAGAUAAGGUAUAGGAUUAAAGGGAAAAUAUCAGGGUAGUUCAGAAGACUUCAGAACCUAGUUGAUUUUGUGACAAUUAUAUAAUUGAUGUAGUAAAUAUAUCACAUAUCAUGAAUACUUAGUCUUAUAGGGUCUUUCUUAAAUUUAAAAAAUGGAUUUAUUCAUUUGAAAUUGGGACAAAAUGGAAACCUUCAGAACAAAUACAAUGAGAAAUAAUGUAACAAAUGUGUAACAUAUAAUGUACAAAGAUUGGCAAAAAUACAAAGGCAUAUUAAUACUAACAAGAAGCAAUCAAAAAUAAAAUUAAGACAAAUCUCAGAAGUCAUCUAUUUUUCAAGUUGCUUGAAAAAGUCUUCCUAGUAGAUUUAAACACAUUCAGUUCAUUUACAUUUUUAAUCCCUUGCUGCCUGUUUUAGCGAAAAAGAUAGAUAAUUCCCUAUAAAGGCUACCUAUCUAUCCAAAUGCUCUGGAUCUAUUCUUCCCUACCCCUAAAUUAUUUCAAGUUUUUAUUCUAUUAAUUACCUCCUUCACUGGAAACCACUUCCUUUUGAAAUAUAUUGCCUUUAAGACAUAAUUAUGUCCAUAUAUCUCCCUCAAUAUUCUGGGGGUUUUUUUGCAGUUUGUUUUGGCCGGGGCUGAGUUUGAACCCGCCACCUCCGGCAUAUGGGGCCGGCGCCCUACUCCUUUGAGCCACAGGCGCCUCCCAUCCCUCAAUAUUCUUAAACUUGUGUCUUCUUUUUUAUAUUUUUAAAACAACUUUAUUAAGAUAUAAUUCACACACUGUACAUUUUACCCAUUAAUGUGAAUAAUUUUUUAGUGUAUUCACAAUUAUGCCCAACCACUACAAUAAGCGAUUUUAGAACAUUUUCCUCACUUCAAAAAGGAAGCCUAAAUUCUUUACUAUCACCCUCUUAGCAAAUGGUAUCCCUAACCCUAACCCUAAGCUAUUGUCUACUUUCUGUCUCUAAAUUCCCCUAUUUUGGACUUAUGUCACAUGAGUAGAAUCAUACAAUAUGUGGUCUAUAUCAUACAAUAUAGCUUCUUUCUCUUACCAUAAUGUUUUCAAGAUUCAAUUCUGUUAUAGAACUUCUUUCUUUUUAUGGCCAAAUAAUAUUCUGUUGUUUGUAUAUUGCACAUUUUGUUAACUCAUUUGUUCAUUGAUGGACUACUUUAACCAAUUAAAAAUGUUGAUAUUUUCUGGGUUUUAUAACAUAGUGGCACCAGAAUACCCUGUUAAAAUAGCUGGAAAUUUUUAAUAGUUUUUAAAAAUGAUGUAUAGAUUUCCUAAGUAUCAUUUAUAUAAAAUGACAAUAACAAUGACUAACUUGAAAGGCUGUUAAAAAUAAGAUGGAUAUAAAAAUAUACUAGGUAAUAAUAAAAAUAAUAUGUGGAUAUUGCAAUGAAAUUCUUACCACUAUUUUAUAUAUUUCUUCUUUUUAAAUUUCAAAAUAUUAGGAGAGUACAAGUGUUUUUGUUACAUGAAUAUCUUAUAUUAAUAUAAUACA